AUUUUUGUAUCGCCGUCAUUCGAGCUGGUUCUCGUUGCUCGAAACAACUGACUAGCUCGAUAUUUUCGAGCAGCCGCAAUCAGAGUGAACCCGGCCUCAUAAACGAACCGCGAUUCUCCGGACCUCGACCAGAAAAACAGAAAUUCACGAAAUUUUGCGGCGCACCGUGUGUUGCCUCGAAUUCCACGUGCCGCGUUGUUUACUGGCCCGUAGCUGUUUUCGUCGCACGAACUCGUCGUACACGUGAAUUAUGGGUAACGUGUUGGCCUCCUCGAAGCCGAUCGCUGGGCCCGGCGGUCUGCCGCCCCCCCUGCCGACAGAAGCACUCCCCGCCCCCACCCCUGAGGGGGCCAACGCGAAAGGGCUAUCUGCGGACUCCGGCGAAUCCAAACCGUUGGAUAAUCCGGGCACCAUGGAAGAUUUACACAAGAAAUGCAAGGAUGUGAUGCCGGUGAACUUUGAAGGAGCUAAGCUGAUCAUCAACAAGGGUCUCAGCAACCACUUUCAGGUGUCCCAUACGAUUAAUCUGAAUUCCUCGAAUACUAGCGGUUACCGCUUCGGCGCAAUGUACGUCGGCACGAAGCAACUUUCGCCAUCGGAAGCGUUUCCCGUUUUACUGGGGGACGUCGAUCCGGCGGGCAAUUUGAAUGCAAACAUUAUCCAUCAGCUAACACCGCAAGUGCGGUGCAAGUUUGCCUCGCAGAUACAAAGCAGCAAAGUGACGGCAGCACAGUUGACGACGGACUAUAAGGGAGCCAACUAUACAACUUCCUUGACGGUCGGUAACCCGAACAUUAUCAAUAACUCAGGCGUCGUGGUAGCCCACUAUCUGCAGGCCGUUACCAACCAGCUAUCGAUGGGAGGAGAGUUCGCCUACCAGUAUGGCCCUGCGGUACCGGGAGGUCAAAUUGCUCUCAUGUCGGCAGCUGCCAGAUACUCUAACGAUCAGUUCACCUGGUCAGGGACGGUUGGAGCGGCAGGUGUACACCUUUGCUACUACCAGCGAGCAAGCGAGCAGCUGCAGAUUGGCGCAGAAGUAGAAACGAGCUUCCGAAUGCAGGAGGCAGUCGCCACCAUUGGCUACCAAAUAGACCUGCCAAAGUCGGAUCUAGUGUUCCGUGGAAUGGUGGAUAGCAAUUGGACGGUUGGUGCCGUGCUAGAGAAGAAACUACAGCCGUUACCCUUCUCCUUUGCUCUCAGUGGCAUUUUGAACCACUCCAAAAACCAGUUCCGGCUUGGAUGUGGACUCAUCGUUGGCUAAGUCAGUUCUGCGAACCGUCUUGCGUUUCGUGUUUCCCCUCCGCUCAGGCGAUCCACAUAAAAAAGCAUUUCCUUCAGAAUUCAAACACAUUCGUACAGAGUAUGGACUUGCAAAAUGCCGAUAAAGUAGGCGAUGGCGUCUGCUAAGGGAAAGCUUGUGCAACAACUACCUAGCAACUAGCUGCCCCGGUUCUACAACACCUGGUGAGAGAAUUUAAUCUACAAAAUAGCGAAACAAGAGAAACUAAAAGUUCUAAUUCUAAAGAACAAAAAGACACAUCCUUUCUGCCAUACCCCCAUAGUAUAUUUGUUAAUCCCGUGUGCUUCGGACAUACUGAUGCUGUCUACUAUCGUGCACGCGUGCAUUCGUAAGGUUCCACCUUCCCCCCGUAUAACUGCCUCUAUAUCGUAGUCGUGUAUGCCAUCGAGCGUAAUAAAUAGGACGCCAGUGCGUACGUGAGAAUUACAAAAAAACAUCGCAGUAAUCAUAUAUGGCACAGAGCGAGUGACGACAGUUUACUCUUUUACGUUUA
Anopheles darlingi is the source of this 1793-nucleotide messenger RNA. It is a transcript of the gene Tom40, whose product is annotated as mitochondrial import receptor subunit TOM40 homolog 1. Gene Ontology annotation, biological process: protein import into mitochondrial matrix. The transcript has 4 exons. The record is from RefSeq and is a predicted model, not a curated record. Bases 251 to 1261 code for a protein of 336 amino acids. NCBI's taxonomy places the organism in Eukaryota, Metazoa, Arthropoda, Insecta, Diptera, Culicidae. Gene Ontology annotation, cellular component: mitochondrial outer membrane translocase complex; mitochondrial outer membrane. Gene Ontology annotation, molecular function: transmembrane protein transporter activity.